GCGUGUGUGAUUUUUUUUUGCUUCUUCUGCGGUGUUUGUCGCCUUCGCAAGCUUCGGAAGUUGAGCUUCAUUUGGCGCUCGAGGCGUUCGUUUCUGCGAUCUGGAGUUGGAAGUUGCGGACAUUGCGCUCUGUGGCUCUUCUGUUCGUCGGGAGGUUCGUCAUUAAGCGUGGCUUUGCUUGUGUGGUUACUGCUUUGAAGAAAUAGACGUCGUGGAUGAUUUGAAGGUCUUGCUGCUUGUUCCAAGUCGUGGAGUGGAAGGAGUUUGCAGUUUAUUUGUCGCGGAAAGAACUGGGAGGGCGGAGGAGGCUUGAGGUUAGGGUGAUUGAAGAGCGAUACAGUGAAGCGGGAUGUUACGAUGGCAGGGUUCAGUCCAGGCGAAUUCAGAUCCUCGGCAAGCCUCCACAGAUAUUCCAAUCAACCCCAAUCAGUUUACAGACGUAAUACCUGAGCUACCACAGUCAGGUUGGCGGCAGAAAGCCAGUACUAUUGGAAGUGCACUCUACUGCAUUUAUCUUGGCGCCUACGCGGUUCUGGUAGUCACGUCUGCAUGGAUACCCAAGUUAACGCCUAUCAAUCACGCGCCAAUAUUUGCUCUGUGCAAUCUUGUAAUGCUGGCUAUCACAGGUUUAUUGCAACAGCAUCUGUGCAAGCAAUUGAAGAAAGAACGGGACCAGGGUUUUCUUCAAUUUAGUGCCAACCUUGAGUGGAUUGUAUACUUGCCUUUCAAGGUUGUCGCUUACGGAACUGGUUCGAUUUUAGUGGUGGUUGCAUGGGAUCUACAGGAGCAACUGGAUAUUCCUCAUUUGCUUCUGUUGCGGGUUGUCAUUCUGGUGCAGAUUGUAUGUGCUGCAGCAUUGGUUGGAACUUUUAUAUGGAAGGUUCGCCAUCACAACUUGAUUGAUUGUGAGCCAGAUGCCAUGCACUCUCUUUACUCUCCAUUGCAACCUCCGGAGUCGCUGAGGGGCAUCAGGUACACAGAGCGGGGAGGAUUAGUGGAGCAGCAAGCGGCACUUAUUCGUUACCAAAUGGAUAAUCUUCAACACCUUCACAAGGAGUUUUCUAGGCUCCAGAAAAGAAAGUUUGAAUACGAGCGCUCUCAGGAUGGCAGCACUACACCAUUGGUCGACUUGGUACAUCUCCUAGACACAAGAGAACAAGAAUUGCGAGCCAUUGCUGCUGAGAGGGAUAUUUUGCAGGAUGAGGUGAAGACAGCACGAAGUCUAAUAGGUGGACGAGAGUCUGACCUGGUAGCUGUACGAUCAGAGAAUGACAAGUAUGUGGAAGAGAAUGAAGGCUUGCGAGCUGAAUUGGAUGAGUGGAGUGUCCGCACAGCGAAGUUUGAAGUAGCUCUUGAAGCUGAGCGUCUCAAAAGUUUGGACCUGCGGAGACAGUAUCUUGAACUUCGACAGUCAGCCUCCAAUGUAACCUCAUCUUAAUAAUAUUGUUGAUGAUGAAGUCUUUACUAAGCAACUGAUUUGUCAACAGAAUUUAACGAUGUAUUAUAUUGUAUCCAUGAAGAGUUUUUAUUUUAUUUUAUUUCUUCUCCUUGGGAUAGCUGUAGUUGUAGAAACCUGCCUGAAAUCGUCUAGACGUAAAUUUAGAAUUGGAGUAGUCAUUCUUAUGAUGUUAACGCAAUGUCGUCAUUGUGAUGACUAAAUUGACCAUAUUUCACAUCAGGUGGAGAUGAGUUUUUAAUAGACGAAAGAAGUUACCACGUUUACAAAUUCCUCGUGUUUGAUAAGGUGUAGUAAAUAACUUACAUUUCCUCCAUCUGUGUACCUCUUGGACUUGCAAACGAUAGUAAGAAAUGUAGUUGAUAUAUGUUCAAUUUGUAUUAUUGGGCAGUUCUUUAUAAAAAGAAUCAUGUUGAAUGCUUAA
Molecule: messenger RNA, 1880 nt
Organism: Physcomitrium patens
Lineage: Eukaryota; Viridiplantae; Streptophyta; Bryopsida; Funariales; Funariaceae
Source: RefSeq, a predicted model, not a curated record